Nerophis lumbriciformis (worm pipefish) is the source of this 4984-nucleotide messenger RNA. RefSeq names its product A-kinase anchor protein 6-like. Lineage: Eukaryota; Metazoa; Chordata; Actinopteri; Syngnathiformes; Syngnathidae. The record is from RefSeq and is a predicted model, not a curated record.
CGAGCUGAUGUCCAGUCGGCGAGACAUCCAGAAGGCAGCACUGGACCAGAUGGCGGCCAAGCUGAGCAGCCCGCACUACACCCCGUCCUCCGACAGGAGGCGCCGCAGCCAGCCAGUCCACAGCAGCAGCGUGCAGGACUUGGAGGCGGAGUUCCAGGAGCUGUGGGAGUGGCUGAUGGACAUGGUCGCCAUGGUGACGGACAGUCAGCAGCUGAUGAUGUCAGAGGAGCAGAGAGAGCACCUCUUCAAGAGCAGCCAGAGUGACCUGCAGGUGAUGGAGAAGAAGAAGAAGUUCCUGCAGGAAGAAGCAGAGAGGAAGAAGACCACUCAGCUGCCAAACAACUUCCUGCUACACAUCAACACUCUCACACACACCUGGACACACCUGGAGAACAUUCUCUCCGGUCACUCCGGGUCCGGCCAGCCGCAGAGCCGGCGCUCCCCGGCCGAUGAAUGCCCCGCUGCGGCGGCGGCGGCGGACCCGCUCAGCACGGCCAUGUUGGAGCAGCUGCAGGCGCGCAUCAAGGAGCUGAAGGCGUGGCUGCGACACACCGAGCUCCUCAUCUUCAACUCCUGCCUUCGCCGCGACACCGCCGCCUCCGCACAGCUGGCCAGCUUCAAGUCUUUGUGUUCGGACGUGCGGUCUCGGCGAAGAGGAGUCUCCUCCGUCCUCAAACUUUGCCAGAAGCUUCUCCAGCAGGACCAGUCGGGCCCGGCGGCGGAGGCGGGCCCCGAGGCGGAGCAGCACCGCCAGGCCCUGCAGCUGCUGUCAAUCAACCUGGAGAGGCGGUGGGAGGCCAUCGUCAUGCAGACCCUGCAGUGGCACACCCGACUCAGCAAGGAGCUGGGCCAGGAGCAGGUCCCAAGCAACCUGCUGGAGCCGGGACUUGUCGAUCUCCACCAGCUAGUCCCAGUCCAAGCCUCCGUGCUGGCACCGGCUCCUGAUGACUCGUGGGAAUGGGAUGAGACAGACAUGACAAUCGCAGAACCCCAAGAAGGGCCAGAACCCGACCUCACGCACAACCUUCCAAUUUCAGACAACCUCUUGACAAGCCAGAACCCUGAAAUGACAUCCCAGAUGGUUCCUCCAGACAACAAGCCCAUCUACCAGGUUUAUAGCCUCCACACGGUCGAGUUCUACAGGACUCCAGAACGUCCUCAAGCGUCCUCCAAGGCGGGCGAGAGCAAGCAGCAUAUUUUCCAGAAGAGUUUGAGCAAGGACUCCACUUUCUCCUCCAUGGAGUCUCUGCCAGACCUCCUGGGUGGGCUGAUGCUCAGCGAUCGAAGGGGAAAGAGGUUCGGGGAGUCCCAGGGGGAGGGAGGCAGGGCGAGCGGCCACUCGUCCUGCAGUCGUCCAUCAGAGAGUGAAAGUGGGAUUGUCAGCGACGGAGGAGACACUGAGACCGUUACCACCAACUAUGGAAUCCUGGGAUAUGAGGAGGAGGAAGUGGAUGAGGAGGAAGAUGAAGAGGAGGAUGUUACUGUUCUGCUAAACAUAGAUGACCAAAAAGAGAGCAGAAGCCAAAGAAUCACAGAAGAAGAAAGGCAGGUCAGCCAUAGGACAGGAGGAAGUGAAGCAGUCCUGAUUAACAAAGAAUCAACUGACCCCGUUAAGCCCCUCCUGAGUCACAGCAGUUCGUAUACGCCUCCUGCCAUCCACCACCUGACAUCCAGUCCUGUUCUAUCUCAGGGCUCUUCCCUGGAGUCCCUUCUGGCUCUGGGCUUGGAUCUGUUCCCCUCCAAAGAACAUCUUCAACGCAGCGCCUCUCUGGAGAGCGGUCUAGCUACGUGUCACAGUCUGGAAGGUGACACCUGUGCCAGUCUCGCCAGCCUAGUGGAGCUGGACCUGGGUCAGAUGAGGGAGUCCGGCCGUGAUGAUGACUAUGGUAGUACGGAAGACCAGAGGUUUUGUGAAGGGGCUCAAGGAGAGCUGAGCAGAAGAACACUUGACCUCCUGAAGCGUCUGGAGAACAUCCAAAGUCCUCUCGUUGCCAACAUGACUCGUAGCGUGUCUGAUAUGACACUACGAAGUAGCUCCCCACUUCGUCGUCGACUUGUAGCUUCUUCUUCCCUUGGAGGCCGACGUGCGGCACUGUCACGAAGUUUACGCAAUGCUCCACCGCCCCUCAUCAACGAGAACUCAGCGUCGCUAACAGAGCUGAGCAGCGCUGAAGAGUUCUCCCUGGCUUCUGAAGACCUCACCGUGCUCCCUAACAAGAGGAACCUCUCUCUUGAUCAGGCCUUGGUGGCAGGUAGCAAGCACAGUUCCUUUAGAAGGUGCUGCAAGAGGAGCAGCCAGAGAGAGGAGGCGGACGCGCUCAGCUUGAGCAUGGUGGUCAAUGUGUCUUGCACCUCCACGUGCACUGACGAUGAGGACGACAGCGACCUCUUGUCCUCCUCCACCCUCACCUUGACAGAGGAAGAACUGGGUGUACAGGAUGGCGAGGAGGAGGAAAUGGAGCGGUUAACCCCUGGCUUAUCUGGAAACGAGGAGGAUGAGGAUGCAAUGGAUGACUCCUACUUGGAGUACAUGAAGAAGGAGCUGCAGGGUUGGACCCGACCUGCUCGCAUCUCUUCUUUGUCAUCCUCAAAGACUGAGGACGGCCUUUCGGAUGAACUUCAGUGUGGGAGUAACCCAUUCCUCUCCGCCGUGGAGCGCCACCACCUAAACUCUAGCAACCAAAAGGGAGGAGAUGAUCGGCAGCAGCAGGAGGCUCAGGAGAACCUUAGGAACACUCCAAGGAGCUUCAUCAGCCACUUUGUGGAUGAUCUGGAAAACGGGAACGUAGAGCAGAGCUGUUUAGGUCGGAAAGACCAAGAUGACCAGCUCCUCCGAGAGGAGUCCAGCGUAUUCACAAAGAGAGGAGAACCCCACAAGGAGCCCUGCGCCUUCUCAAAAGCCCAAGAAGACGUUGGUGCCUUCAUCCCCACCGAUUGCACAAACCCACUUCCUUCUUCUCCGUCUUGCGAGCUCCUCCCACUCACACCGGCCUCUUCAUUGGUAGGACAGCUAAGUGGGGAGUUACCCUGCCAGAGCUCCACCCCCUCACCCCUGACGCCUUCGCAUGAGAAAGCUGGCGCGCGGAAGGCCAUCACCAUCCAGGAGAAGUUCAAGUUCUCCUCUCUGGUUAUGGAAAAGAGCAGGAGAGAGGUUCGGGACAAACAUUCCUGCCUCCCUCCCAGAAAAUGGAAAAGUUCUCAUUCCUCUUGUUGCCACCACCUGGCCUUGGACUCACCUUCCUCACCUUCCUCACCUUCAUCACCCUCCUCACCCUCCUCACUUUCCUCACCUUCCUCACCUUCCUCACCCCAGCCAGGUGGGAGGGAGGCCGUUCACGACUUUGUCAUGGAGAUCCUGGACAUGGCCAGGAGGGGCAAAGACCCCGAGUGUGGUCCUCCUUCCUUAGCACACCUCAGAGACAAGGUGGAGCAGCACUCCCACCAGCCUCUGCAUCUACGCACCGGAGACUUCUACUCCUACUUGUCGAUCUCUUCGCACGACAGCGACUGCGGCGAGGUCGCCCAGCGCUCCGAGGAGAAGAGCGUCGCUCCGGCACCUUACGUCAUCCCGGCGUGCCGAGACGCCGACCCCGGGCUUCCGACUUCGUCCCCGGGUCUCCCCGACAACCGGCUUAACCUGAAGUCAUUCGACGGUCCCGCAGAGAGCCCCGGCCCUUCUGCCCCGCCGCCUUACGUCAUCCCGGCGUGCCGAGACGCCGACCCCGGGCUUCCGACUUCAUCCCCGGGUCUCCUCGACAACCGGCUUGACCUGAAGUCAUUCGACGGUCCCGCAGAGAGCCCCGGCCCUUCUUCCCCGCCGCCUUACGUCAUCCCGGCGUGCCGAGACGCCGACCCCGGGCUUCCGACUUCGUCCCCGGGUCUCCCCGACAACCGGCUUGACCUGAAGUCAUUCGACGGUCCCGGGGCUCCUUACGUCAUCCCGGCGUGCCGAGACGCCGACCCCGGGCUUCCGACUUCAUCCCCGGGUCUCCCCGACAACCGGCUUGACCUGAAGUCAUUCGACGGUCCCGCAGAGAGCCCCGGCCCUUCUGCCCCGCCCAGCCCAGACAUCCGUGACGAAGAGACCCUCUUCCCAGCCUGCACGGAGGAGGUCUACCUGGGUCCGCCCCUCUGCUACAGCCUGCCUCCCACUAGAAAACCACCGAAGGGGUUCUGCCCGGGCUCCGAUCCGGAGUGUGUAGUCCCUUCCGUCCCCGAGCCGCUUUACACCUCAUUCUCCGUCAGCGCCUCCUCUCCGGAGAGGCCCGCUGAGGUUUCCCGGUCUGUUUCUGGUGAGGACCCGCACCUCCUCUGUGAUGUCGCCGGCGGUGCGGGAGCGCGGCGGGGGGAGACGAGCCCUAAUGAGGCUCCUCCUUAUCUCCAUCCCCUGAUAGACUCGCCCUCGGCAGCACGCACUAAAGCGCUUGAAUCCAAUAUUGCCGCCGUAAUGACCAAGAUAAGUGUCGGCGGCGCAGCUACAAAUCCCUCAAAAGAGCCGGCCGCUGCCGCCGCCGCCGCGCGUAUUAAUCCCAAAAUGAACUGCCGGCCGAUGAAAGAGGCUGAUAGAGCGGCGGGGGGGAGGCGAGACGAGGCGCACGCUCGCGGCGCCAAGCAGCCGGAGGCGACGGCGAGAGGACGACGAGGCUCCCGACAGGAAGCCAAGAUGACGACCACGACAGCAGCCAAGCAGCCCAGCCCUGUCACUCCACUUGCCAGGGGGCGGAGCCAAAUACCCAUUAGACCGCCCGCCUCCAGGAUGGGGCCAAUCAGAACUACACCUGCAGGAGGCGGGACCAUCCCAGUCCAGCAGUGACACACACACACACACACACACACACACACACACACACAACCAUUAAUGAAGAAGUACGUCAAUGAAAGAGAAGAUUGAAGAACAGAGAAAGUGUGCGGACUGGAAUGUGACCAUGUGACCAGGUGACCAUGUGACCAGGUGACCAUGUGACUAUGUGACCACGUGACCAUG